This is a messenger RNA of Arthroderma uncinatum, 663 nucleotides long. RefSeq lists its product as uncharacterized. Lineage: Eukaryota; Fungi; Ascomycota; Eurotiomycetes; Onygenales; Arthrodermataceae. The record is from RefSeq and is a predicted model, not a curated record. The transcript is spliced from 3 exons. The coding region runs from base 1 to 663 and encodes 220 amino acids.
AUGUCUGGAUACUACGGCGGAGGGCCCCCUCAGCAGGGCGGCUAUGACAACUACGGACAGCAGCAAGGUCAGUAUAACCAAGGCCAGGACCAGUACCAACAGCACCAACAGCACCAGCAGCCAUACGGGGGCCAGCCUUACGGUGCUCCCCAGCAAGGUGGCUACUACGACCAAGCUCCCCAGCACCAGCAGCAAUAUGGCGCUCCUCAGCACUCUGAUAACAGAGAUCAACCGCAGUAUGGUGGCGGGUUCCCUCCCACGGGCCAGCAGCCGUAUCACGGUGAGAGUAACGCGUACUACGGUGGUGCUCCACCACAACAUGGCGGCAUGCAAGGGGCGUCUGCAUACCCUCAGGGACCAGGUGGUCCAGGUGGUCCAGGAGGUCCAGGAGGUCCUGAUGGUGAGAGAGGACUGGGAACGGCGUUGAUCGGGGCGGCAGGAGGUGGGUUCAUGGGCAACAAGCUUGGCGGAGGGGCGUUGGGCACCAUCGGUGGCGCUGUUAUCGGUGCUGUGGGAGCUAACGUCGCCGGACAUGCUAUUAAGGACCAUAAGAAGAAGCACAAGGGUGACAAGCACCACAAGAAGGACAAAAAACACAAGAAGGAAAAGAAGAGAGGCCAUGGUUCCGGGUCCUCGUCCUCUGACAGCAGCGACAGCGAUUAG